Molecule: messenger RNA, 2167 nt
Organism: Triplophysa dalaica
Lineage: Eukaryota; Metazoa; Chordata; Actinopteri; Cypriniformes; Nemacheilidae
Gene: ptx3a
Product: pentraxin 3, long a
Exons: 3
Coding region: 130-1497 (455 amino acids)
Biological process (GO): innate immune response
Molecular function (GO): complement component C1q complex binding
Source: RefSeq, a predicted model, not a curated record
AGAGCCCCACCAUCCAGCUCAGUUGCGUCUCAGCUGCAGUUCGAAAAACAAGUAGGAGCGUGGCCAGCAGAUUGCUCAGCAUCUAACUAGAGGACACACACAAACGCAGAGAGUUGAUCCUAUUCACACAUGGCCAGACACAUGUGGACGUUACUCCAGACUGCGUGUCUGCUGGGUUUGUUAUCCGCUGAUUUACCUGGCCUUUCCGAUGAAGAAAUAACUCCCGAUAUGCGCUACCCACACAAUUAUUUUGGAGAAUAUGGGGAGGAACAGACCGAAGAGGAGACCCCCAUGCAGACCACAGAGGAGACCCCCAUGCCGUCCCCAGAACCCUGCAAGGCUUCAGCCUUCACCGAAUGGGAUAAGCUCUUCACCAUGCUGGAAAAUUCCCAAAUGAAGGAGAACAUGCUCCUGCAGUAUGCCGAUGACAUCAUCAAGGUGGAACUGCAGUCUCUGCGAGGGGAGAUGCUGCAGUUCGUGGCGCAGUAUGGGGACUCAUGCGCGUCUGCAAUUGACAAGGCGGCUCGGAGAUCUGGGGCUCAGAUGGAAACACGACUGGAGAAUGCGCUGAUGCAACUGCGAGAGGUCUCAGCCAAUCAGUACGAGCAGCAAGAAUCGGUCCUGCAGCAGCUACUUGCAUCUAGUGUGACCCAGGAUGCGCACCUAGAACGGCUAGAGAACUGCUGCCUGAAAUCUUCCCAAGCCAAGAGUCUUCAGGCCCGGCAUCUGACGCAAGAGAAGACUGAUGGGGAGAGCAGAGUGAGGUUAGAGAACACUCUGGCUUCCAUCUCAAGUGAACUACAAGCCAUUCGGGAACAGAUGACACGUUACAUGAGGUCAAACCUGUCAAACAGGCUUCCAUCAGGCUGUGAAACUGGACUCCUCUUCCCCAUGCGGUCUUCUACAUCCAACGUCGAAGUAACACCCAAAAGACCGUUGCCGACCAAAGCAGUGACCAUUUGCUUGUGGGCGAAACCGACCCAGGUUCUCACAAAGACCGUCCUCUUCUCUUACAGCACGACAGGCAACCCUUACGAACUGGAGCUGGUGCUCAACGGCCAAAGUGUCCAGUUCACGGUGGAUGGAGAAACCCAUUUGGUGGAGGCGCCAGGGGUGGUGCAAGAGGGUCAGUGGGUGCACCUCUGUGCGGUCUGGAGCUCAUGGCAGGGCCUGGCUUCUGUGUGGGUGAACGGUCAACAAGCAGCGAGCUCUCCAGGAGUGGCUGAGGGUCAUGAGCUACGCAGCAAAGGGAGCAUACUUCUGGGACAAGAGUACGGACGUUACUUCAGGCAUCUCCACAUCCCGGAAACCUUUGAUGCGGAGCAGGCCUUCACUGGGAAAAUGACCGGAGUCAACAUGUGGGAUCGUGUUUUGGAUUCACAGGAGAUAUCCCAGCAGGCACAGCUGGACGGAAGUGGUUGUGGUAACCGUGGUAAUGUGGUGGCUUGGGGAGUGUCUGACAUUGAGUCAAAAGGGGGCGUCAAGUUAAUCUACUAAUGUCUCUACAGUCUUAACCACCUGAGUCCUGUAUAUCGAUCAGAUGACCUCCUACAACACAUUAGCUGCUUUGCUACUCCUGCAUACAACAGUAAUUUCUUUAUUUCAGGAAAAUGUUUCUUCACAGGAAAAGUUGGAUUUCGGGGUGGACUGGCAGUCAUAAUGCAAGUUAAAGCAGUUAAACUGCUGCCAUUUGGGGCACAUCAUAUCAUUCAUUAAUCAUUUCUAAAUUUGGUUUUAAACACAUUUUGUAUUGUCAAAGUAUUUAUCUUGUUUGAAAAUGUUUACAUUUUGGUUUGACUUAAUUUGUAAUCUAUUUGUAAUCUAAUCGUUCAAUCCAUUGUGAUGUUGUUCUUCUGCAAUAUUUUAAAACUUAUAGUCGAUCUAUCUUGUGAUAUUUUUAUUUUGCUACAUAAAUACUGCUAAUGAAUAUGUUUUUAUGCACCUGAACACGUUUUUAGCUACUUGCUACAUUUUGAUGAUGGAACUGUGGAAAAUGUUUACAAGGUCAACGUGACUUUUUGCUUCCCCUAAUGUGUGAAAUGUAUUAUAAUGUACAUUGUUUUUAUUGAGGCUAAGAUGAAUGUAUAAUGUAAAUAAGUAUUUUUCAAUGAGGGUCAGGAAACUAUAAUAAAAUUUUAACUAAAAUAAAACUAAUUGUCACUUGAUA